AUGGUGGUGGCUUCCGUGGAUAACCUCGCCGAUGAGAGGAGCAAGGCGCAGUUCGAUGUUGGCGCCAUGAAGAUCGUCUGGGCGGGAUCCAAACACGUCUUCGAUGUCACCGAUCGGAUGGCCCGAAUCGUCGCCAGCGAUCCCGUCCGUUCCGCCUCUAACCCGUCGCUUCUAUUGAUUCGUCUCCUCUUUGCGUUGAAUUGGGUCCGCUCGUCGGCUUUUUUCUUCUAGGAAUGAUAGAUGAUAAUUCAUCCGGAUUUUUGUCGUUUUGGGAGCUCCGGUGAUAUUCGUUCCGUUAGCACCUGUGUUACGCUCGUUUUGGUAGUUUACUUGGUGUUUGAGCGAGGUAGGGAAUUAACUAACUUCUUGCGUUCAGUUGAUUUUAAAUUUUCGUUCCAUAAGUAAGAACCAGUUUUGUUCCAGUGGGCAAACAUGAGAUAAUUUUGUUCUGAUUCUUUUUUUUUUCUCGCAUACAUCAUUUUAAGAUGUUUCACUUCUUCUUUUUUAUGGGUUUGGAAGUGUUCCCGUCUGCCAGUUCGUUAAUCUUUACCCUCACACGUUGGGUUUGCUUCUUUUGAUCUCGAAAGUUUGACUGGCUAGAUUUAUUCUUCUAUGUAUUAUGAUUGUGAUUGAUUUCGUAACCGGUUCCAACCAUUUAUUUUUCUCUUUAAUGUAUUUUAGGAGUUCCGGAAAGACAAUAGAACGACCCUUGGACGGAAGGAGUUAUUUAAAAACACUCUCAGGAAAAUGGCCCAUGUGGUGAAGCGUGCCAAUGAACUUCGUUUAACAGGUGUGUGUCAGUAUGGAAGACCAAGUUGGUAGAGCAAUUUGAUUCCUGUCUUGCAUCUAAACAUGGUUUUCUGUUUCAUUCAAGACAUCGCCCUUUUAGGAAUGGGAAUCAUCUUCCCUUCUUUCGGGAAUGUGGGAGUGCUUGAUCUUCUUUUUCAGUAUUGUCUCAUUAAAUAUGAUUCAAUGCAUCUAAGAUUAUGACCGUCAUGGCUUCAUGCUUUCAAAAGGGCUGGUUCUGGGACAUUAUUUUUGAUGCAUAUAAAUAUCCAUGGAGCAAGGUCUGUAUCCGCAUGGUCCAUCGAGUCUACAGAUUUUUCAUUUAUGGUUUUGAUUAUUCUUUGAAUGGGUCGGAUGUUAAGAAAAUGACAGUAUUAAACUCUUCUUUGGACAAGCAAGCAUGGGUGUGAAGAUGUUGCGUUUCCUCAAUGAAAGAUAUUGUCUGUUUUCCUCCCCUAGCUUUAUGUUGCGAUGAGAAAAUGAAGCUUAAUAUUAUUUUUUACUUCUUGAUGAUUACUAUUGGGUAAUAAUCAAUGUCUUCAUCAUAAAUUAUGAUAUGUGGUACAAUUGACUAUUUCCAUAUUGAUGGAGUCAUUCUUUUUCAAUGACUUCAUACUUGGUUGUGGGGUAAUAAUCUAGUCUGCAUAUUACCCCACCAAAGACUCUAGUCGUCAGUUCAUUUAACUAUCAGGAUUUAACCUAUGUUCUGACUAGUUUUAAUAGUCUUACUGAUUUCUCAUUGGGUUCAUGAUUAUCUAACAUAAUAAUUUUCAUUGCAACAGAAGAGGAGGCAUCAAAGCUGAGAUUCUUCGUGGAUGAGCCUGGUUACUUGGACUUGCACUGGGUAUGUGGUAUUUAUUCAGUUGAAUAAUGUUCUUCAUAUCUUAUUUACUUAUUAGGUGGUUCGAGUUCCUUAUUUUACCUUCAGGAUGGUCACUGUUGAGGUCUUUCUUCAACACCUUAUCACAUCUUUCAGUCAAAUUUUGCUUUUUAUUAGCGGUUUUGUCCUGUAGUUGCUGAAUUUUGUACUCCCACAGCGGGUUAGGCCAAAAAAUAGAACUUCCUACCCUGUAAAAUCGACAUUGGUGGAAAUUUCUUACAUUAUAUACCUAGAUAUUAAUCAUAACAUCACAUUUCCAUUCUUCUUGGUUAGUAAUUUUGCUCUCAAUAAAUGAAUGAGGACUAUGAAUUCCUAAAACUAGGCAUAGUAAAAGAUACACACUAAUGAGGUUUAUCACUUAUUGACUCCUGUGUACUGAGUGAUCAAUUUUUUGCAAACUUUUGUUUUAAUGCCGAACAUCUGAAUAACUCUUUUAUACCUUCUUUUAGGUUCGAUUCGUCAGAUGUUUUUUUCAUUUUCACCUUUUUUCUUUUAAAUCUAUCUUUUACAUUGUCUUUUAAGUUCUGUGAUCAUGGCCUCCUUCGUGACUUGCUGACUUUUUAACCAGUUUAGCCUGUAUAGUUUUCUUUGUUUUCAAAAUUUCUUGCCUCCUCCAACCUGGUUCUAUUGGAUUUUCCUGAUUCCUUUUACAGUGGAUCUUAUUACCCACCCAAAACCUAGGUUGGUAAUGGUAAGAUGUUCGAUCAGAAAUUAAAUAGUUUCCCUACACACCAGAUUUCGUCCUCAAGAUUUGUGGAUACUAUUUUGAACUUGCAUGCUCUCUUGUUAAUUUUGUUUGAAAGUGGACAUUAUCAAUGGCUUCUGAUCAGAUAGAUCUUAUAUCAGCCAUCAUGAAUCUGCCUUUGAUUUGGAGCACAAGUGUUACUGUUGAAGAUACUUUGUUAUACCAAUCCUCUAACCAGAGCAAAUAAUGGCAAUCAUCAUAUUUUAAGAUAGAAUAUUUAACAAUAAAUGAUCAUUUGUAAAAGUGUAUAGAACUCAUCAAUGCAAGAUUGUAAAGACAGUUGGGGAAAAGGUUUUUGCCGUUCUCCCCUCUAUCCUCCGUGAUAGAGGUUUAUCUCUCAAUUUUCUACAUGGUAUCAGAGCGGGUUUCGUUGGCUCUGCCCGGUGUCUUUUGUCUGGGGGAGUGCUGCCGCCACCACCUCUGUUCGGCGUUGGUUCUACCUGGCAUCUCUUGUCUGGGGGAGCAUCGACACCACCAUCACCAGCAUCUGGCAAUAGGCAGGUUACAUGUCAGAGUUCUGCCUGGUGUCUUCUGUCUGGGGGAGUGCUGCCACCGCCACCUCUGUUCGGUGUUGGUUCUACCUGGCAUUCUUGUCUGGGGGAGCAUCAACACCACCAUCACUGGCAUCUGGCAAUAGGCAGGUUACAUGUUAGGGUUUCAAACCCCUCUUUGUCCAGUGAGGGUUUCUUUCUCUGUCGAGUGUCUUUGUUCAAUGGGGGUUUCUUCCUCUGCUGAGUAUCAUUGUUCAGCGAGGGUCCCUUGCUCUGCCGAGUAUCUUUGUCCAGCAAGGGUUUAUUCUUCUGUUGAGUAUCUUUGUCCAGUGAGGGUUUAUUUCUCUGCCGAGUCUCUUUAUUUGGCAAGGCUUUGCCUCUACCGAGUAUCCUUUCGGCGAGGCCUUCUGCCUCUGUGAGUAUCUUUCUGGCGAGGCUUUCGACCUCUGUUGAGUCUCUUUUGGCGAGGCCUUUUGUUUUUGCCUCGUCUAGUUUCAUUCUUAUCAUGUCAUCUUUUAGGUAUUGUCUUAGUCUAGUAUCAUCCCCCGUCCUCAAUCUGUCUCAAUUUAUCUUAGUUCGACAUCGUCUCUAGUCCAACUACGAGGAUCUCCCACAGUUUGCAAAGGUUGACAACAUCACGUGUAUUUCCAGUGUCUGAAGACAUCAUUCUACUAUGGAGCUGUUCCUGGGGUAUAGCAAUCAUCAGAGGAGCCAAAGGUGCUGACAAACCCACGACCUUGGUAGUGGUCAUCUUUGACAACUGUCAUAAAGGGAGUUGCUGCCACAACAGAUUGUGAACAACUUAGUCAAAAUAAACUUCAAAAAGGGGGAGUGUUGGAAGUUCUAGGUCGUAUGGAAAUAGUGUAAUAAGUUGAAGGUGUUUUUGAAAAUUGUCUAAGGUUUUUCCUUAUAUUAAGGGGUCUAAUAGUUCAAUGGAAUUGAGACAGUUUCCACCAUUCUCCCCUUUGUCCUGUAUGAUAGAGGUUUCACUCUCAAUUUCUACAGUACCACACAUAUGAUAUACUUGAUCUGUCUUCAGGAUAAGGAUGAAAGUAUCCAAAAUUAUUAUCUGGAACAUGGUUGAGAAAAGUAGGAAAGGGACCUACCUGAUCAUCAGUGCUGAAAGAGUGGACGAAUAGUUAUUUUGAGCAAUUUACUUUUAGGGUAGAGGGGCUUGUAUUAAGGUUAUAUUGAACACAAACAAAAAUGAGAAUAUAAGUUCUGGCAUCAUAUUUUACUUCUCAUUAAUUUUUAGACAAAUGGCCACAUAUGUGAAUAAAUAUUUUUAAGGAGCUUUUUUAAUGGCCUGCAUAACCUGAAAUCAGCAGAAAACCAUCUUUUUAGUCAAUGGCUCAACAGCUCGGUGCUGGUUGGUUAAACUUGUCAGAUGGAAAAUUUACCUGCAAAACAUCAAACAAUCCAAGCUGAAAUAGAUUGUUCACAUCUAAAUGUGUUGUGUAAAAUAAUCUUAGAGCUGUUGUUUUAGGGGCAGUAGUCCUUGGGAUUGGUCAAUCUAUUCUUAUGAGGGUUUAUUCUUAUUAUCAUUGUGUUUUUAUUUCAGAAAAUGCACAUAAUGAGACCACCUGGACUAAUUCCUUUCUAAAAUCAGUGGACGGGAGAAGAAAAAGAAGAAUGGAGUAGACAGAAUGAAUAGGAAAAUAGGAAGAAAGGACAGAGUAGAUAAACACAUCUGAUGCCACUGACAUAUACCACUUACUUGCUUCUGCUUCUUGUCGCUGUUGAUGGAGAAGAAGAGAAAAGGAAAAGGGAGAAAAAUCACCUGAAGCUGCUGCCAAUCACACUGGUCACUGCCGACCACUUUUAUUAAUAAACCGUUAAUCCUAUUGUCCCUAAAAUGAUGAAAUUGUUCUUAGGGUUUACUCUGGGUUUAUUUUACUGCUGCAACCGUGCAGACGUAGAAAUUCCACUUGAUUGGUGGAAUCCUGUACCCUUCAUGUAGACUCUUAUGUGUUGCUUAUGUUGGCUUGCAACUGUAGGUUUUGUUCUAUUCUGACUUUACCUGGGAUCCUUUGUAUAGCGUUUGACAGUACCAAGAGGGAUAUAAUUGAUUUUGGUUGUUGCUGCUUGAUUUUUCUGAUAUUGGCUCGGUGUUCAGCUUCCCAAGCCAUGGAGCCGAGUGACACCUUAUUGCCAGUGAUGUUCGGGUUUGAUUUUUUUUGCUUGAUUAUGUUAUACUUCAUUUAUUCUCUUUUUGGACAGCUUCUGGGCUACUCUGUUUGGUUUUUCUCUGGUUCUUUACUGAUUGAAUAGGUUAUUCAUACUCUUAUUAAUCUAGAUCUGGGGUUUAUGUUGUUUGGUUUUUGUGUUGCUGUUUACGACGUGAACCAGGCAACCUUGCUUUCUUUUAUUAAGGUCUGCAGUGUAGAUUGCCUGGUCUCUACAAUUUGCUUCUUCCAUAGUCGUUGAUAUUAGCAUCAUUUGUUUUAACCUGAAUUUCAGGGAAUGUUUGUACCGGCUAUAAAAGGUCAGGGAACUGAAGAACAACAGGAAAAGUGGUUGCCAUUGGCCUCUAGAAUGGAGAUAAUUGGUUGCUAUGCACAAACUGAACUUGGACACGGGUCAAAUGUGCAAGGGCUUGAAACUACAGCAACGUUUGAUCCAAAAACUGAUGAAUUUAUCAUUCAUAGUCCUUCCCUUACCUCCUACAAAGUAAGUUUCUUUUAAUUGAUAGAGUGAAAUUCAUUUCAUCAUAAUCAUGAUCAUCAUUAUUAUCGUUACUGAUAUACAAAUCCAGUGACCUAAGCUUGGUAGAACCAAUAAGGGAUCCAAACAUUUAGAAAGGUAUAGGUCUUGUUGCCUGUUGAUGCUAGUUCUCUAUAAGAUCAAAUCCAAUUCCAAUGAGGGCUAUUGGGACGCAGAAAAAUAUUGGUGAAUUUAUCACCUUAUAAACUAAGACUUACCUUUAUGUAAGUAGCUAGAAAAUAAAAUUUCCCCUAGGUUCUGUGAUGAAAGAAACCAAAAUUCGUGUAGAGUUUUGUCAUCUCCUUGAGGCUGAACAUCAUUCACUGGACAGUAAUAUCCUGAUAUGAUUUCUGCGAUGAGAUACCUAUCUAGUUGUUUUUCUCUGUGAUGAUCACAUAAGUUUUUACUUUUUUCUACAUUGCGAUGACUAUAUCAUGAUACUGCAUUCUGUACCGGAGUGUUUCAACGUUCUUAUAGUUAUCAAAGGAUAAUGUAAGAGAGCUCUGUUGGUACAUGUUCUCGACAUUCUAUGCCAUGUUGUGUUUUAUUGUAGCGUGCACAUCUCUGAAAAUAGUUUAGCUCUAUUGGUACAAAUUACUUGUCAGGAAACAUUCUAAUCUUCAAUAUUCAAAGUAUCCACAGAAAAUACAUGUUCUAAUCAAUGAUGGGGUUCAAGGGUCUUAAUAGAUUAUGACAGUGACAUAAAUUAAUCAACAAAGGCAUUUCACGGCAUUACAGUUCUAGAAGAUCCAUCACAUGAAUAUUUCUCAAAGAAAGAUUUUUUAUUGUGAAUUACUAAGUGUUUCCAAUAGAUCUGAGUUGAUGAUUAGAUUCUGUUAGUAGAUUGGACAGAGCUAAACUGUUUUUUUGGAUUGUUGACAGUGGUGGCCUGGUGGUCUGGGGAAAGUCUCUACUCAUGUUGUUGUGUACGCCAGACUGGUCUCUGGUGGUCAGGAACAUGGAAUUUAUGGUACAGUUUCUUUCCUGCUUAAACAUCCAAGAACUGGUAUCUUAUCAAUGUCUACAACAGAAUGUAACUAGGUUCCUACUUCAGGUUUUAUAGUCCAGUUACGGAGUUUAGAUGAUCAUACACCUCUUCCUGGUAUCAUCAUUGGUGAUAUUGGAACAAAGUUUGGCAGUGGCGCAUACAAUACUAUGGACAAUGGAUUUGUAUGUUUUAAUCGUGUGCGCAUACCAAGAAACCAUAUGUUGAUGCGGUUUGUUCAACUAGACUUAUCUCUGUUUUCAAACUUUGUUAUUUGCUUCUGUUAGCUCUAGGCUGAAACAAGAUGGACAUGUUAUUGAUGAUUUCUUCAUUAUGUUUCAUUUUAUGUAACUUCAGGUUUUGCCAAGUAACGAGAGAGGGGAAUGUUUGUCUGUCUGAUGUUCCAAAACAAAUGGUUUAUGGGACAAUGGUUUAUGUUCGUCAAACCAUUGUUUCAGAUGCCUCAUGGGCUUUAUCUCGAGCUGUUUGUAUUGCUGUGAGGUACAGUGCUAUCAGAAGACAGUUUGGAUCGCAGGAUAGAGGAAUUGAAACUCAGGUAUAAUGAUAUCUAUUUCAAGAACGUAAAUGAUUGAGUUAUAUUUUUGAACUUGCACUUUAGGAUCACUAUCUACUCUUCAGUGAAAUUGAAAAUAUAAAUCUAAAUGAUGAUAGAUGUGGUUCCAUCUUAUGCAUAAUGCCAUAAGUUUGCUGAAGGAUACAGGUUCUUAAUCAAUUGUUAGUUAUCUUUUAUAUAUGGAAGCCUGAAUUGUCUUACCAGAUGCAUGGAUACAGCUUCUUGACAUGAGACGUGGCAUACAACGUGACAGGAAGUAUCAAAAUCUGUGCAGAUCCUUGCAUGUUCAACAUAGUUACCUUAAAAAACAACAUUUAGUGGCUUUUUGCAUGAGUCCUGGAGUCUCUUUUGUUGUACGUUGAUCAUGUUAGUUGGACUUUAUUUUUUCCUUUUGUUGUAACUUCCUUUAAUAUUAAAGAAUCUGUAUGGGAUGUGCAAUAUCGAAUUAAGGCUCAAUAUCGAUAUUGAAUGGUUUUUUGCUAUAUUCGCAGACAAAACUGCCCUAAGUGAGGAUUUUGGGAGGGACAGGUAGUUCUUUUCUCGGUAAGAGGGAAAGAGGUAUUAAGACUCAGGUUAGAGGGGGAAAGAGGGCAUUGAGGAAUGAUUCUAGGGCAGCUGUGACUCAGGGAGAGCAGGGGGCUUCUCGAACGUCCCCUAACAACUCUAGCAUUCUUUGGAGCCCAAGUUAUGUUUUCUACUGAUUAAUCUUCAUUUUCCUUCUACAUCUUUCGUGUUUUCUGUUGGGAUUGUCUGCUGAGAUCUAGGGUCCUAAGGGGCACACACAUCCACAACACGUUUAUGGGAACUCUGAUCCGUUCACCUUUUUAAUGGCGAAUCUAACGGUUGCAAUUUAAUUAAAUGCUGAGGAUAUUCAUUACGCUUUUACUUAUCAAUUUCUGUGAUGCUUUCUUUUUGACGCCAAUAUUCUUUUGUCAUAUCUUAGUUUCCCUGUUAGGACAAAGGAAUAUGAAUUUUUGUGAUUCCAUGUCAGUGCUUAUCUCUGUCUCUGAUUCGUAUACACUGUGCUGGCCAUCUAUUUUCGAGUGUUUACCGGGUGUUAAAUUUAGUACUAUGCUGCCUUUGGCACAGGUGCUCGAUUACAAAACUCAGCAGAGCCGGCUCUUUCCACUACUAGCUUCCGCCUAUGCCUUCAGGUUUGUUGGUGAGUGGCUAAAAUGGCUAUACGCGGAUGUUACAGAAAGGUUGCAAGCAAAUGAUUUCUCAACGCUGCCUGAAGCUCAUGCAUGCACGGCUGGCUUGAAGUCUUUGACAACAUCAGUCACUGCUGUAAGCCAGUUGCUGAACUAUUUGUCCUCCAUGUGGAAUAUUUGCCACUUAAUCAGCAAUCUUGAUGAGUUGAUUCUGACUUUCUGUCUUUGGGUUUAUUUACUCUAUUUCUCGAAAAUUCGUAUGCUUCUUCUAUGAUUUUUAUUUUUCUGUCACUCCUAAGAGGAUGUGUACUGAAUGUUGUAUGGCCUACUGACUUUUUCUGCUACGACCCAAUACAAUUAAGGACUUAAUAUAAAUUUUGUUUAUAUUUUUAUGCUCCUGAAAAAAAUAACACAAUCCAAUGAACCUUGUAAAUUAGCCUCUAGACUGCUAUUGUUUUAUUUACCAUUUUCAUUAUUAUCCUUAGUAAGCAAUGAACAACCUUUACAGUACUGUCUUCACUCCAUGAUGAUCUAAUGACUUUUUACUAAGUCGAGACUAAGUUAAAGCGGUGGUCCGUUUUCUUCUCAAUGUUUGCUCAUCAUUUUGACUACCUUUUCCUUACUAUAUAAUUGAAUUACUUGUAUUAGUUACUAAUUUGCUUCUAUCAUUUUUUUUUCUGGUGAACUGGAAGUGUAUUUCUGGAAGUUUUGCAUGAACUAGAAUUCAUUCUCAGUUUCUUGUUUGAACUUGAGCCAAUGGUCACCUGUUAAUAUUUGUUGAUACUUUGGUACUCCCUCAUUUACAUAAUAAAGUUACAGCGCGCCAACUAAUAAUAUUGAAUUUUGACUAAGGCAAUGAUAAAUUGGGCAGUCUGAUAUUAUCACUAUGUAAUCUUUUUCCUCUCCAUCCUAUAACUAGAGAAUCCAACACAAGAGGGAUGAUCUUCUUGCUUUCUUCUUUGUCUGUGUUGGCGAUUUGAAGGGGAUUUUUGUCCUGAAAUUUCAUUUUGAACUUAUAUUGAGAUGAAUGUCUGCUGAAUUGAUUUUUCGAUCUAUAACUUUUUUAGCCUUGGUAUAAUAUUUUCGUUAUGGACAUCAAAAAAUCUUUUUGUGGGGAAUGCCAGUCGAUUAACAAUAUCUGAAGGGAUAUCUCAUACGGAUAAUUGUUGGCGGUUCACCAAACGAUAGCAACCCAGAUAAUGUACUUUCACAACAGCUGCAUUCUUCCCUGGAAAGAAAAUGUGGACGAUAUUUGUACCUCUUUGAAUUGAUGGUGCACGUUCAUUGACGUUUGCAUUGUGGACUGCUUCAAAACGCUAGAUGUAUAUCUGAAUAGCCUGAGCCUUGGAUGAUUAUUCAGAAUAUGAACGCUGGCCAUCUUAAGAUAAGGAUCCAAAUUACCGUAUCUCGGUCCUAAGGAAGUUCUUUUUACUUCUAUCUUCAUCUACUAUCACUAAAGUAAAACAUGAAAUAUGAAUUGUGUACGACAUAUUUCAUGUUUCAAUGCCAUUAACGUCCUAUCAUUCGGAAAUAGAUAGUUUGUACGUCUGUCAGUAUCUGGGCAUGGUUGGAGAAAAGUUCUUUUCAAUUUCAUUUUCCUUCAUUUUGGCUCAUUUGCAAACAUCAUAAGUUAUUUUAAGUUUUUUUUCCAUGCUGAUGCCGAUUUUUUGAAUUUUAGCGCGGACAGUUUCUGACAUACAGACUCUUAAUAUAGUUAUUGGUGCUGAAAGUUUCCAACUCAAUUACUGAGAAUAAUAAACUUCGACCUUGCUCAUUUUUGAUUUCCUUUAAAAUUUAUCUUGUAAUGACGUUUUACAAAAUGUUUCAUUGCAGGAUGCAAUUGAGGAAUGCCGCAAACUCUGUGGUGGUCAUGGUUAUUUGUGUAGCAGUGGGCUCCCUGAAUUGUUUGCUGUCUAUGUUCCAGCCUGUACGUAUGAAGGUGAUAAUGUGGUCUUGCUCUUGCAGGUUUGUUCGUGAAUCCACAUCUUUUCUUGUUAACUUCUGGCAAAGCCUGAAAAUAAAUUUUCUGGGACAAAGGCAUAUUAAACAGUUAGUUGGGGUGCUUUUUCGCUGUUAUUUUGUUUGAUGUUCUUAGAAAAUUGUUUUUCCUUAUUUAUAUCACGUCCUGUAACCAGUUCGACUAUUGUACACCAAAUAUGAUCUUGUGAAGCUCUCUUGCUCGCUCUACAAGGUAGAAGGAAUCUUCUGAGAGUCACUUUGUGGUUUUUUGUGAUUAGAUGGCACAAUUAUGAACAGCGUUCCGCUCUGAGAAAUGUUUUGUUUAAAGUAGCAACUGUUCUCUAGUCAACAUUCCCUAUUCGAGGCAAUAUUGUCAUCUAAAACUAAAGGGAGCACUUAUCCACGAACGACUAAACAUCAUAGCUAUGCAGUUGAUAUCUAUUCAGUUUCGUCAUCUUACAGAAGAAUGGGACUGGGAUCCUAAAUCUUUGUCUCGUAUAUCAUACGCUGCUGGAGAUUCGGGUAAUGAUGAUGUGAUUUUUGGGACUUGGAAUAAUAAACUUGGCCAGGAUUACAAUGCAUAUUGUUCUAUUUUCACGAUUUCCACUUUCCACAUCAUCAUGCGCUAUAAAGAUGAAUUAUGAAUUUGGCCUUCGUUGAUGUCACACGUAGGUUGCAAGGUUUCUUGUCAAGACUGUUUCUCGACUGGCUGCUGGGAAAAAGCCAGUAGGGACAACAACGUACAUGGGCAAUGCAGAGCACUUGAUGCAGUGCAAAUCAAGUGCUAGUUCACGUACUUUUCGUCUUAACCAGUGAUGCAGUGUUCCUUAAGUGGCGAUCAACACAUUCAUAUACGUAGAAUUCUUGGUUGUGUCUGCAGCUGAGGACUGGUUAAAGCCCUCUGUCGUGUUGGAAGCAUUUGAAGCUAGAGCUUUUAGGUUGGCUGUUGCUUGUGCUCGAGAUAUCAGCAAGUUCUCUACCCCAGAAGCAGGUAUUGCACCUGUUGUUGCAUUAGAGCAUGCGGCGCUUCUUCUUCUCUUUUGAUUGGCUUUCAGAUUGGGAAAGGCGCUGGAUUUUAUAUUAUUGCAAGCGUAACUAUGCGCUUAUCCAUGCUAUAGAUAUAUGCGUCACUUGCUCAUUUUUACGGCUAUAACUGACAUUACAGCUUUACUCUUAGGCUUUGCUGAAUUAUCUAUUGAUCUGGUGGAGGCAGCAAUAGCUCACUGCGAAGUGAUUGUGGUUUCCAGGUAAGUAGUGGUGCUUUUGGGGUAAUUCUAUCAUUAGUCUUUUGGGAAUUUCUGGCCACGUUUUAAUGAGUUGCACCACUGAAUAAAAACCCUUCUUUUAGUCUCAUCUAUGGUUGUGAGGAUCAGAUGAAGCACAAGGCCCUCCUUUUUGCCCACUGUCCUCCCUUUAAGACAGCCAAUAAAUUUCGACCGUUUUUCAAUUUUUUUCUGGCGUAUUGUCGUGUGCUGAGUCUGGUGAUGUGGAUCUUUCAGGUUCAUCGAGAAGGUUCAGCAGGACAUUCCGGGGGAUGGAGUGAAAGAGCAGCUUCAGAUCCUUUGCUUCAUCUAUGCACUUCAUCUGAUUCACAAGCACAGCGGCGAGUUCCUGUCCACCGGAUGCAUCACACCUGAGCAAGCCACCCUGGCCAAUGAGCAGCUCAGGACCCUUUAUGGCCAGGUGGGUCUUCCGGUUUUUCAGGUGCUUAGUAGAUAAAAAAAAACGUACCAAUGCUGACCCGUGGCUCCGGUUUCAUGGCAGGUUCGUCCAAAUGCAGUCUCCCUUGUUGAUGCUUUCAACUACACUGACCAUUAUCUGGGUUCUGCUCUCGGUCGUUAUGAUGGGAAUGUGUACGCGACUCUAUAUGCCCAAGCUUUGAGAGAUCCCCUCAAUGACACGGUGGUACCUGAUGGAUACGAGGAGUUCAUUCGACCAGUUCUGAAGCAAACUAUGAGGCUUUCAAGGUUGUAG
Spirodela intermedia is the source of this 12248-nucleotide messenger RNA. Lineage: Eukaryota; Viridiplantae; Streptophyta; Magnoliopsida; Alismatales; Araceae. The record is from the annotation of a GenBank genome assembly.